Messenger RNA from Rhodamnia argentea, 1706 nucleotides. Its product is annotated as protein LNK3. The transcript has 6 exons. Gene Ontology annotation, biological process: circadian rhythm; regulation of DNA-templated transcription. The record is from RefSeq and is a predicted model, not a curated record. Lineage: Eukaryota; Viridiplantae; Streptophyta; Magnoliopsida; Myrtales; Myrtaceae. The coding region runs from base 181 to 1248 and encodes 355 amino acids.
UAGCCGCCACCCUCCUCUGCUUCUCCUCCUCAGCUGAAACAGAGAGAAAAGCAGAGUUUUCAUUAGCAGAUCUCAAUCUUCCAUCGCCUUCCGUUCUCCGUCUGGCUCGAUUAAGCUCUUCCUAGUUGAGUAACCGAGUGUCUUGCUGCUCUCUGUUCCUCCUUUGACAAGAUAAAACUGAUGGACCGGAAUUAUGGGAACGGCACCGAUGUUCUUGUUGUCCCCAAGGAUCAAGAAUUCUCAGAUCGGCUCCCAUCACCAAACAGUUGGCAUCAUUGGGGAAUAUAUAGCCGCCCAGCUUUUGGGUCACCAAACAAAUUCCUCAUCGCUGAUGAGGAAGAAAGCCAAUUGAAUAUUAUGAGUUGCAGCGAAGUGGAGACGCAACUUUCGCCUCGCAGUCGGCACCAUUCUAGCGCGUCCAGCACAUGUGAGGGCUUGUCUAGCGGGGAGUUUCAUCGGAACUUUCGCUCAGUCGACAUGCCAGAUUGCCAGCUUGACUUAGCCAGAGCAGAUCAGAUGGACGACAUUUUCUUAAACUCCUUACUGGUAGAUUCGCCAGGGAAUGAAACUCUUGACAGAGCAUAUUGCUGGUGUCCUUCAUGCAACCAUGGCAUGUUAACUGCUGAUGAUUCGCGCUUAAAGGUGAUGGAUUCUCAGAGUAUCUCAAGGAACAGUUCCCCUUCAACAUCUUUCGAAAUUGAUCAAGGAGUUACCAUGCCACAGUUUAACUCGUGCGACAUGGAUGAUGACAAUUUUCAACCAGCAAAGGCUCUGGCUCAGCUGGUGAAAAUUUCGUGCCCUUCUGAACAAUGUGAAGCGUAUCAACCUAUGGUUGAGGAAACAAUGUCAACUGAAGAAUAUGUUUUGUGGGAGCUUGAAACGGUGAUGGCACAGUUAAGUGAGAAAAUGAGGAUAUGCUUUCGUGAUGCUCUGUAUCGCCUUGCCGAUAAUUCGAAGCAGCACCCUGUUGAAGCCGAGAGUCACAGCGGAAACUCCACCCCAGAAAGCUCACCACUGUGGACACUCGGUGCUACAAGGAAAAGGUCGAGGAAUGUCGCAAAGGAAUCAGAGACGAAUGUCAUUGACCGAGCCAUUGCUAAUAUAAUGUUCAACAAGAUGGACUUCAAUCUACAAGAUUCUACUGCCAUAGGAUCAGACAGUUUCGAGCAUGACAUCGUUGGAGAUUGUGAUCCUUACACCACGAAAUGGUCGAAUGAUUUCGAGGUUCCAGUCUUCGGAAAGAUGUAACCGUUCAAGGAGCGGUAGACUGGCCUGAACUCUUCUCGGAUGCUGCAAAUCACCUGGUGAAUUCGUGUAUGCCAGAUAUGACAUUGGUUUAUUCACAAUUUCAGUGAUGGCAAAGAGACAGGGACUGGUCCGCAAAGGCACGUAGCUUUUUGCAUUUUCGAACUGUAUAUAUCGCGGCAUAAUAAACUACAAGUCUUGCUACAGGCUUUCUAGGACUAGCAAGUAUGUUUCCAGACGAGACAAGUUCAUGUAGAAAUUUCAGGAUGUCUUUUUCUGUUGGUUGUAGAGUAGAUCUCAGACUGAAUGAGCAGUCUCUGAUGAAUAGGGACGGUUUUUUUCCCUCUUCUAAGGACGGGUUUGCCCCUCGCCUGUAGUUAUUUUAUUUUUUCCUAGUGUCUGUAAGUAAGGUUUCUGCUUGGCCUUUUGGACAUCUGCUUAUAUCGAGCCUUCCUAAAACU